AUGUUCUUUCCGAGAUGUCUUGGAGUUCGAAACGGGCUUUGGAUAUUCGCCGUGGUCGGUCUGUUGGUAUUCGUUAUCUUUUCAUUGCGAGUUGAUGACAACACUUAUGGUGUUUUCAAACGAAGACGUGGUGGAGGGCCGUUCGAUCGGCGUCCGUUCGUUCAGACGAUUGUUCAUCUCGAUCUCAAAGGAGCUCCUCCGAUUCCAUCCGUGUACACGUGGCUAUUUCCACUUCUAAAAAAGCUGGGCGUACACGGUGUGCUUAUUGAAUACGAGGAUAUGUUUCCUUACUCUGGGCCUUUGAACUCGGUGGUGAGAUUGCAUCACUAUGAUGUAAGCGAAAUUGAGGAAAUCAAUAAGAUUGCUCAAAUGAACGACAUAGAAAUAAUACCGUUGGUUCAAACAUUUGGACACAUGGAAUUCAUACUUAAGCAUCCUCCAUUUGCAGGUUUGCGUGAAAGUCAGUUGGAGGUGGGAGUUGCUUAUCUUUCUUCUCGUUGGGUUUCUUCAGCACGUAUUCUUGACUUACUAACUAAUUUAUGA
Molecule: messenger RNA, 543 nt
Organism: Angiostrongylus costaricensis
Lineage: Eukaryota; Metazoa; Nematoda; Chromadorea; Rhabditida; Metastrongylidae
Source: the annotation of a GenBank genome assembly